AUUAUACUCAGCAGUCACCACCCACUUCACAGGAAGUCUCCAGCCCACGGCUCUGGAAGGGAAAAUGCCAAGCUGAUGUACUCUGACUGAACAGAGGUGUUCCAGCUUUUUGUACGUUUAAUUACUAUGGAAGACGUACUCUCACCAUUACGGUGUUUCGGUGAAUACCAUAAUUCCGAAUCAUUCAAGGACGACAACGUGAAGACGGUGACAUCGGUGGAACAGAAAAAAGUUGAAGACUCUAUUCAAGAAGUACUCAGUGCUUACCAACAGAAUCACAAAUUACCACAGCCUGCACUGCUGAGAGAACAGCACUAUGUGUAUCUGAAGAGAGGCUUACGUUAUCUUUCAGAUUCGUAUGAGUGUUUGGACGCCAGCCGCCCCUGGCUCUGCUAUUGGAUCCUACACAGCCUGGAGCUGCUGGACGAGCCUGUGCCCGCCUCCAUAUCCUCAGAUGUCUGCACAUUUCUGGCCCGGUGUCAAAGCCCAACGGGUGGCUUUGCUGGAGGCCCUGGUCAGCAGGCCCACUUAGCUCCAACCUAUGCCGCUGUCAGUGCCCUCUGCAUCAUUGGCACAGAGGAGGCAUACAAUGUCAUCGACAGACAGAAGCUCCUUGACUUCCUGUACUCUGUGAAGCAGCCAGACGGCUCCUUCCUGAUGCACGUGGGCGGGGAGGUGGAUGUCAGGAGCGUGUACUGCGCUGCCUCCGUGGCGUCUCUGACACACAUCAUCUCGCCCACGCUCUUCGAAGAGACCCCCGGCUGGAUAGCCAGAUGUCAGAACUGGGAGGGGGGUCUGGGAGGUGUGCCGGGACUGGAGGCUCAUGGGGGCUACACCUUCUGCGGGAUGGCGGCCAUGGUCAUCCUGGGGAAGGAGCACAUGCUGAACCUUAAAUCCUUGUUACGAUGGGUGGUCUGCAGGCAGAUGCGGUUUGAAGGCGGGUUCCAGGGGCGCUGCAAUAAGCUGGUGGAUGGCUGCUACUCCUUCUGGCAGGCCGGCCUGCUCCCUCUGCUGCACCGCGCGCUUUACACCGAAGGGGACUCCACCCUGAGCCAGAGGAGCUGGAUGUUCGAGCAGCAGGCCCUUCAGGAGUACAUCCUACUCUGCUGUCAGAACCCAGCAGGGGGCCUGCUGGACAAGCCUGGCAAAUCCAGAGACUUCUAUCACACCUGUUACUGCCUGAGCGGCCUGGCCAUAGCGCAGCAUUUUGGAAGCAGGGAUCUCCACCAUGAGCUCAUCCUGGGCAAAGAUGAGAACAGACUGGUGCCGACUCACCCAGUGUACAACAUUUGUCCAGAGAAGGUGGCCCAAGCUCUUAAACAUUUCCACCAGCUGUCUGUUCCAGUGCAGAGGGAGCCGGCCACUGGCACUCUUAAUCUGCCGUAGUCUCCAGAAGAGAAGUGCUUCUAACCUGACUGCUACAACCACUGCAAGCAGAACAUUGCGCCCCCUGAAGGCAUGGAGUAGAAAACCCUGCUUCUUUGCAUUUUCAACCCAAACGGGAUGUCUGCACUCAAUGACUCUGUCUGUAGCACACCAGAUUGCAAAAAAAAAAAAAAAGGAUGUCUACAGUGGCAAGGUCUAUUUUC
Molecule: messenger RNA, 1589 nt
Organism: Megalops cyprinoides (Indo-Pacific tarpon)
Lineage: Eukaryota; Metazoa; Chordata; Actinopteri; Elopiformes; Megalopidae
Product: protein farnesyltransferase subunit beta-like
Exons: 12
Coding region: 127-1386 (419 amino acids)
Biological process (GO): protein farnesylation
Cellular component (GO): protein farnesyltransferase complex
Molecular function (GO): protein farnesyltransferase activity
Source: RefSeq, a predicted model, not a curated record